GACUUGGCGCGAGCUGACUUUGCAGCCGCUGUGGAUCUUGUGGCGGGAGUCCUUGCGGUCGCGAUCCAGACACGAAGAGUGCACUGAGCGACACAGCCCUACAGAGUGAAAAGCUCCGUGAGGUCUGGUGCCCAGAGAGUUGAGGCUGGUCCGAGCAAGGCCGGUGGAGAGCGGAAAUCGCCUGAGCCAGUUGUGUGGCCAUCAUGCCUCAAACCCGAUCCCAGACACAAGCUACUAUCGGCUUUCCGAAAAAGAAGCAAUCUAAGACCCUGAACAAAACAAACUCCCGUGACAAUGAAGUGAAGCUUAAAAACGUCCAGCCUGUCCCCACCACUCCAUGUGCGGACAUAAAGAUUCUGCCCCUCAGUCCCCGAAAACGUUUGGGCGAUGACAACUUGUGCAAUACCCCUCGUUUAUCUCCCUGUUCUCCGCCAAAGCUGGGCAAGAAAGAAAAUGGGCCCCCUCGCUCACAUACACGGAAGGGGUGCAGACUGGUAUUCGAUGAUGAGCUGGCAGUUAAGGCUUCCACCCAAAAGGAACAAGACACAGUUCACCAGCACCAGGUCCUUUCCUCCGCUCAAGAGAGCGAGACAAAGCCUGAGCAGCGGUGUCCACCCGAGAAGGAAUCCGCGAGUGUAAGACUGUUUAAGCAAGAAGGCACUUGCUAUCAGCAAGCAAAGCUUGUCCUGAAUACAGCUGUCCCGGAUCGGCUGCCUGCCAGAGAACAGGAGAUGGGUGUCAUCAGGGAGUUCCUGAAGGAACACAUCUGUGGGAAAAAAGCUGGGAGUCUCUACCUUUCUGGUGCUCCUGGGACUGGAAAAACUGCCUGUUUAAGCCGGAUUCUGCAAGACUUCAAGACGGAAGUAAAAGGCUUUAAAACUAUCCUGCUGAAUUGCAUGUCCCUGAGGAGUGCCCAGGCUGUGUUCCCGGCUAUUGCUCAGGAGAUUGGCCGGGAGGAGCUCGGCAGAGCAGCUGGGAAGGACUUGAUGAGAAAGCUGGAGAAGCACCUGACGGCCGAGACGGGCCCCAUGAUUGUGUUGGUGUUGGAUGAGAUGGAUCAGCUGGACAGCAAAGGGCAGGAUGUAUUGUACACACUGUUCGAGUGGCCGUGGCUAAGCAACUCCCGACUGGUGCUCGUUGGUAUUGCUAAUACCCUUGACCUCACGGACAGAAUUCUGCCGAGACUUGAAGCGAGAGAGAACUGCAAGCCGCAGUUAUUGAACUUCCCCCCUUAUACCAGGAAUCAGAUAGCUGCAAUCUUGCAGGAUAGACUUAAUCAGGUGUCAAGAGACCAGGUUCUGGACAGUGCUGCAAUCCAGUUCUGUGCCCGCAAAGUGUCCGCUGUUUCGGGGGACAUCCGUAAAGCGCUGGAUGUUUGCCGGCGAGCUAUUGAAAUUGUGGAGUCUGAUGUCAGGAGCCAGACAAUCCUCAAGCCACUCUCUGAAUGUAAAUCGCCCUGCGAGUCGCCGGUUCCCAAGCGUGUUGGUCUUGCUCACAUAUCCCAAGUCAUUUCAGGAGUUGAUGGGAACAGGGUGACUUUGAGCCAAGAAAACACACAGGAUUCCCUCCCUCUCCAGCAGAAGAUCUUGGUUUGCUCUUUGCUGCUCUUGACCAGGCGACUGAAAAUCAAAGAGGUCUCCUUGGGGAAGUUGUAUGAAGCCUACAGUAGCAUCUGUCGCAAACAGCAGGUGGCAGCUGUAGACCAGUCUGAGUGUUUGUCCCUUUCAGGACUCCUGGAGUCCAGGGGCAUUGUGGGAUUAAAGAAAAAUAAGGAGAGCCGCCUCACCAAGGUGUCUUUGAAGAUUGAAGAAAAGGAAGUAGAGCAUGUCCUGAAAGGCAAAGCUUUCCUUGGGAACAUCCUCGCUGCUGGCCUGCCCUGAAUGUCUCCCACUGGCAUUUGGCAGCCUGGGGAGUCUUCAUUUUUAGUAAGGGUCGUGGAAACAUUUACGGCCUUUUUUACUCCGCACCAGUGAAUUUUGGCGUCUGGAUUCAUGAGUGGUAGCACUUGAGUGGUAGCACUGGCUAGUGUCUUUGGCUCUUAUUGUUUUUACCCCUAAAAAUGACCGAGUGGCUGGGUGUGGUGGCGUAUACCUGUGAUCCCAGGAUUGGGGAAAUAGAGUCAGGAGUUCAAGGCCAUCCUUUGCUACAUGAGUCUGAGCUGGCCUGGACUACAUGAGACUCUGUAAGAAUAAAACCAAUGACCCCUUUUAAGGCAAUAUUCAGUACUUUCCCCUUUCACGUUUCUAACCACAGUACCUGCGAGUAUUACAGACUUGGGUUGACGAAUUUGUGAAUGUAUUACCUCUAUCUACAAAGGAUAUAUUUUGUAAAGAACUUUGAGGACGGAAAUGGAAUGAUCCAGAAAAAAUACACAAGCCUACGUGGAAAUAUAAAGAACAUUUUUUUCAGAGGAGGCUCCGUUCACGUGACAGGUGCUGCUGCUCUGGACUUUUUAAGGACAGAUGAAGAUUGUCCAGUGCUCCCCACCAGUGUGGGGGUGAUAAGGAGAGUAACUACACAUUGUGAAUAUAUUUAUUUUCAAGUUU
Arvicanthis niloticus (Nile rat) is the source of this 2546-nucleotide messenger RNA. RefSeq names its product cell division cycle 6 (gene Cdc6). Gene Ontology annotation, molecular function: ATP hydrolysis activity; DNA replication origin binding. Lineage: Eukaryota; Metazoa; Chordata; Mammalia; Rodentia; Muridae. The record is from RefSeq and is a predicted model, not a curated record. Gene Ontology annotation, biological process: mitotic DNA replication checkpoint signaling; DNA replication initiation; cell division. Gene Ontology annotation, cellular component: nucleus.